CUCUCUCUCUCUCUCUCUCUCUCUCUCUCUCUCUCUCUCUCUCUCUCUCACUCUCUCUCUCUCUCUCUCUCUCUCUCUCUCUCCCUCUGUCUCCCUCAGUCUGGUACCCUGUUCAAGAGUGAAUACCACAGCCUAAGACAUAGGACCAUGACUGGGGAACUGAGGCCAAGUCGCCCAAAGGCAGGAACCAAGAGAGCCAGCAGUGAGGCCUUCGGAUCUGACUAUGACCUGGAGUAUGACAGCUAUCCAGAUGACCUCUACAACAGGGUGUUUGACUACCAGCGUGUCCCAGCCUCCAUGAUGCCAGCCCCAGUGGAGCCCAGCCCUAUGAAACACUCCCAUGGCCCCUCUUCCUCCUCCGGCCUGCACCGCUCCAGAGACAGACUACAGGGCAAGAGGAGUGCCCAGCGCACCGGCUCUUCCAGCAACAGGGCUAAGUUGAAGCUGGCAGAGCUGUUGGCCAUAAAGAGUGAGUUGACUCUGAUCAAGGUGCAAAUUGAUGGACUGCUGGACAGUGUGGAAAAGAUGGCCAGACGGAGAAAAGAUCACUCAGAGAGCUGUGUGCGUGUGUCUGGUCCAGAUUCACCUCUGACCGGGGAGGGCAGUGUGUCGGACUCAGUGAGCAGUCUGGACGACUCCCCUGUCAGCCUUCACCACAGACAGAGAGAGAGCCCAGAGCCAGGAGAGGCCAGCGAUGAUUACCACCAGCACCACCACAGGAAUCAUAACCAUCAUUCUGAUCUGGAAGAUAACAUGUGAGGAGAUCAGGUAUACAUGGCUAAUAAAGACUCAAUGAACCCAAUGACAGCAGCACAGUGACAUGGAGAGGGAUUCAAGUGAAGAGGAGUGAUCAUCUCUGAUCACAGUCAACAUGGACAGAACCCUCAAAUACACUGUACCUUACAAAGUUGGAUCUUCAGUGAAUCUUUUCUUUUGAUGAGUAAGAAAUAUUUCCCUGGUUACCCUCAGUUCCGUUCCCACAGUAAGCUUCUGUCCACCUUCGUGUCUCCAGCUCCCCUUUGUAACAGGUUCCUACAGACGUAUGGACUCAACAAAAUAUGGCAGCUCUAAAAAGAAGAAUGGGUCUGACAACUGAUAUGCAUCACACAGACAGACACACCCACAUUUAUACAACUACAGUUGAAGUUGGAAGUUUAUACAUACACUUAGGUUGGAGUCAUUAAACUCGUUUUU
Messenger RNA from Oncorhynchus kisutch (coho salmon), 1194 nucleotides. Its product is annotated as RNA-binding Raly-like protein. Lineage: Eukaryota; Metazoa; Chordata; Actinopteri; Salmoniformes; Salmonidae. The coding region runs from base 148 to 759 and encodes 203 amino acids. The transcript is spliced from 8 exons. Gene Ontology annotation, cellular component: nucleus. The record is from RefSeq and is a predicted model, not a curated record. Gene Ontology annotation, molecular function: RNA binding.